CCCAAAAUAGCAUUAGCAGGGCGGCCUUGGAAAUAUUUAGCUACCAUGAACUGCUGCGAUGGCGACAGAUCCACCCAUAACGCAACAAAUAACGAAGAAUCAUCGAGAGAUCAAGAGACCACCCGUAAAUGUUCGUCUUGAGGAUGUGGAGGACUGUUUGAUUUAUGACCGAAAUGGCGUCUCAACUCCCUUCAAAGAGUUAUACCAAGACAGGAAAUCAGUCGUUAUUUUUGUACGGAAUUUCUUGUGCCACACCUGCAAAGAAUAUGUGGAUGAUUUGAGCAGAAUACCAGGGGAAGUUCUGAAGGAAGCUGGUCUCAGACUGGUUGUUAUCGGACAAUCAUCUCAUCAUCAUAUUGAGUCAUUCUGCUCACUGACUGGCUACCCACAUGACAUGUACGUCGACCCAGAGAGAUGCAUAUACAAAAAACUGGGGAUGAGGAGAGGAGAGAUGUCUGUGGAAUCAGCCCACCCUAGCCCUCAUGUGAAGUCAGGUAUGCUCGUGGGCCAUAUGAAGAGCAUGUGGAGGGCCAUGACCAGCCCUAUAUUUGACUUCCAGGGAGAUCCUCGACAGCAGGGUGGAGCCAUCAUCAUUGGCCCAGGCUCUGAGGUCCAUUUUGCCCAUUUGGAUAUGAACCGGCUGGACCACAUGCCCAUCAACUGGUUGCUACAGCUGGCCGGAGUACAACACACCCUGGACCUCAGUGAUAAGCCAAAGAUCAUUGUCGUGUAGCCCACUUGCUUUGUUUUUGUGUCGUGAUGAAAAACAUUUAAUCUAAAAAAAAGUACAUUUUUUGUUUUCAAUACAAAAAACAGUCAGCCACCCAGGCUUGACACCAUGUUGGAGAUGCAUGCUUAAUUGUCUGUUUAUAAUCAUGUACAUAAAUAAUACUUACUUUUUCACUGCUG
Messenger RNA from Coregonus clupeaformis (lake whitefish), 909 nucleotides. RefSeq names its product peroxiredoxin like 2C (gene prxl2c). The record is from RefSeq and is a predicted model, not a curated record. The transcript has 6 exons. Bases 59 to 733 code for a protein of 224 amino acids. NCBI's taxonomy places the organism in Eukaryota, Metazoa, Chordata, Actinopteri, Salmoniformes, Salmonidae.